Messenger RNA from Lachancea mirantina, 2223 nucleotides. The record is from the annotation of a GenBank genome assembly. Lineage: Eukaryota; Fungi; Ascomycota; Saccharomycetes; Saccharomycetales; Saccharomycetaceae.
AUGACCUCCAGCGAGUCGAGCAGGGCUGUCCAUCGAGCCAGAUUCGUGAACUAUAACGGCAGUAACAUUACGGCACUGGGUUUCUCGCAUACUUCGAACUGUGAAAAACGUGCACCAAACGAUUUAAGACUUGCAGUAGGGAGAUCCAACGGGGAUAUUGAGCUGUGGAAUCCACGUAAUGGGUGGUUCCAAGAAUUAAAAUUUCCCGGGGGGAAGGACAGAACCAUCGAGGGACUUGUUUGGUGUAAUGUAGAAGGUGAACCUUUGAGACUGUUCUCGAUAGGUGGGUCGACGGCCCUUACGGAAUGGAAUUUGGAAACCGGCUUACCUCUGAAAAAUUAUGACUGUAACAGUGGCGUCAUAUGGUCCAUGGCAAUCAACUCGUCUCAGGACAGGCUUGCUGUUGGGUGUGACAAUGGUUCUGUCGUGCUUGUCGACAUUUCGGGCGGCAAAGGCUCCAUGGAACACGAUUUCAUUCUGCAAAGACACAAUUCUCGUGUUUUGUCUGUUGCAUGGCAAUACGACCAUGCCGUCAUUGGUGGUUGCGCUGACGGAAGGAUAAGAACUUGGAAUGCUGAGCGAGACGCGCCUACAAAAGGUCGUCUCUUAAACACGAUGAAAGUGGACAAAUCCAAAAAGGAAUCAACGCUUGUUUGGGUCGUUAUUUAUCUACCCAAAAUCAACCAAAUUGUUUCCGGUGACUCCACCGGUGCAAUCAAGUUCUGGGAUUGUCACUUCGCGACGCUCGUGCAAAGUUUUAAAGUUCACGACGCUGACGUGCUAUGCUUGUCUACUGAUGAAAACAAUUCGAAGUUAUUUAGUGCUGGGGUCGAUCGGAAAAUCUAUGAGUUUACUUCGAACGUGCCUACCGGUCCGAAGUCCCUCUCCAAAUGGAUUGUGACUUGCAAUAGAUUACUCCACGCCGGUGACGUCAGGACUAUGACCUCUUUUCAGGCCAAAAAUGCACAACUUCUCGUUUCCGGUGGAACCGAAAAAGCUUUGGUUGUCAGUCCGCUAGAUUCGUUUUCUGAUGGAAUAUACACCAAGAUUCCCUUCCAAGUGCCAUUUCAGAAAAACAUUUUGAUUAACAAAGAACAGCGGCUGUGCGUGAUGUGGGAACAGUCAGUUAUCAAAAUCUGGGCCAUUGGAAUAGACCAGUUGGAAGCCAAGAACUACAAGUUAGUUUGCAAACUAUCUUUGAAAGACGAGCAACACAUCGCCACUUGCGCUCUGUCUCCUGAUGGACAGGUUCUCGUCGUUGGGAGGUUGAGCUCUACCAAAGUGUUUCAUCUGCAACCACAGGCUUCAAAAGUCAAGGUGACAAAACUGGACAAUGAUUUUUUACUCAAGACAGGUUGCAAGCAUGUGCGAUUCAUCGACAAUUCGAAACUUAUAUUCGUAUCAGCGAAUGAUGAAAUCCUCUUUUUAGACCUUGAAGACGAUGAAAAUGACGAGAAGCCUCGCUUGAUAGGAAUGCCAGAUGAUUCGGAUUUUUCUAUUGCAACAAGGCUUGACUGGAUGAAUACGAUAGAUCACAUUGACGCCUUUGAAAACAGAGCCGUCAUUUCACGCCCCUCUGGGUCAAUACAAGUAAUAGACAUCGAAGAAGGUUCUGUUCGAACGCUUGCUCGUUUGCCAAAUGCUGUGACUGCCCUUCAACUUUCAAAAAGAGAUACAGUUCUGCUCACAACGAGCGACAAUAAACUUUUAGAGUUUAAUGUAAACCCCGAACACGAAGACUCGGUACUAUCACAGUGGUGCAAAACCAACAAGGAUCGCCUGCCGAAGGAUUUCGAGAAUCUGAAAAACAAGUGGUUGGGGGUUUUCUGUGAUGGGGAUAACGAGAAUAGAGUCUGGCUGUGGGGUGUGAAUCUGUUAAUGAAUUUAGACCUUUCUCAAAAUCUACCUGUGAGCUCUCGAAGGAAGCCCGAGAAACGUUCGAGGGACGGGGGUUCGGUAACCAAAGCCUCGACAGAUAUCGGUGAUGAAGACGACGAUGAAGACGAUGAAGCCAAUAUCUUGAACGAAUUUGCAUUGAGUUCCAAGCAAGUAACCGAGCGUAAACCUGUGGGUACCGAUAAAUCUUACUUUUUGACCGACAAAUAUAGGCCAAUUUUAUUCGCGGACGUGCUCUCUCAUAACGAACUAGUGGUCAUUGAAAGACCUGCAUCAAUGACGACAGCCGAUGUAGCUGCGUUUGACCUUCCAAAGUUGAGAUUUUAA